UGUGCUGGAGAAGAGAAUUGGGUGGACAGUCGGACCAUCUACGUGGGGCACAGGGAGCCCCCGCCAGGUGCUGAGGCCUACAUUCCACAGAGGUACCCAGACAACAGAAUAGUCUCCUCCAAGAAGUUAAGAAAACUGUCUUUCUGAGGCAAAAAUGAAAAGUUUGGAGAAUAAGUGGCGACAGAACCAUUUUCCCUGCUUACCUCUCCAUCCCCUCUCCCUCUCGUGUGUGUGGUGCUGACACAGAAACUUCCCUAUGUAGGAACCGGCUCCAGACUGAAUCAAGACCAUCUGUACACAUUUUGGAACUUUAUACCCAAGAACUUAUUUGAACAAUUCAGAAGAAUAGCCAACUUUUAUUUUCUUAUCAUAUUUCUGGUACAGUUGAUUAUUGAUACACCCACAAGUCCAGUAACGAGUGGACUUCCACUGUUCUUUGUCAUUACCGUCACAGCUAUCAAACAGGGCUAUGAAGACUGGCUACGCCAUAAAGCAGACAAUGCCAUGAACCAGUGCCCUGUUCAUUUCAUCCAGCAUGGCAAGCUGGUUCGGAAGCAGAGCCGAAAGCUGAGAGUUGGGGACAUCGUCAUGGUCAAGGAGGACGAGACCUUCCCCUGUGACUUGAUCUUUCUCUCCAGCAGCCGUGGAGAUGGGACCUGCCACGUGACAACUGCCAGCUUAGAUGGAGAAUCGAGUCACAAAACACAUUAUGCAGUUCAAGACACAAAGGGAUUUCAUACUGAAGAAGAUAUAGAUGGCCUCCACGCUACCAUUGAGUGUGAGCAGCCCCAGCCCGACCUCUACAAGUUUGUGGGCCGCAUAAAUGUUUACAAUGAUCAGAAUGACCCCGUGGUGAGGCCAUUAGGAUCGGAAAACUUGCUUCUUAGAGGAGCCACGCUAAAGAACACCGAGAAAAUAUUUGGUGUUGCUAUUUACACGGGCAUGGAAACCAAGAUGGCAUUAAAUUAUCAAUCAAAAUCCCAGAAACGAUCUGCUGUAGAAAAGUCAAUGAAUGUAUUCCUUAUUGUGUACCUCUGCAUUCUAAUCAGUAAAGCACUGAUAAAUACUGUCCUGAAAUAUGUAUGGCAGAGUGAACCAUUCCGAGAUGAGCCAUGGUAUAAUCAGAAAACCGAAUCAGAAAGACAGAGGAACCUGUUUCUCAGGGCGUUCACAGACUUCCUGGCCUUCAUGGUUUUGUUUAACUACAUCAUUCCCGUGUCCAUGUACGUCACGGUGGAGAUGCAGAAGUUCCUUGGCUCGUAUUUCAUCACCUGGGAUGAAGAAAUGUUUGACGAGGAAAUGGGGGAAGGGCCUCUGGUUAACACCUCGGACUUAAACGAAGAGUUAGGACAGGUGGAGUACGUCUUCACGGACAAGACUGGCACCCUCACGGAGAACAACAUGGAGUUCAAGGAGUGCUGCAUCGAGGGCCACGUCUACGUGCCCCACGUCGUCUGCAACGGGCAGGUCCUCCCCAGCGCUUCUGGCAUCGACAUGAUCGACUCUUCCCCAGGCGUCAGCGGGAGGGAGCGAGAAGAACUGUUUUUCCGGGCCAUCUGUCUGUGCCACACCAUCCAGGUGAAAGAUGACGAUGAUGUGGAUGGGCCCAGAAAGUCACCAGACUCAGGGAAAUCCUGUGUGUACAUAUCGUCCUCACCUGAUGAGGUGGCCUUAGUCGAGGGUGUCCAGAGACUUGGUUUUACGUACCUAAGGCUAAAGGACAAUUAUAUGGAGAUAUUAAAUAGGGACAAUGACAUUGAAAGGUUCGAAUUGCUGGAAAUUUUGAGUUUUGACUCAGUAAGGAGGAGAAUGAGUGUAAUUGUAAGAUCCACUACAGGAGAAAUUUAUCUGUUUUGCAAAGGAGCGGAUUCCUCCAUAUUUCCUCGAGUAAUAGAAGGCAAAGUUGAUCAGAUCCGAUCCAGAGUGGAACGCAAUGCUGUGGAGGGGCUUCGGACUUUGUGCGUUGCCUACAAAAGGCUCAUCCAAGAAGAAUAUGAAGGCAUUUGUAAACUGCUGCAGGCUGCUAAGGUGGCACUUCAAGAUCGAGAAAAGAAGUUAGCAGAAGCCUAUGAGCAGAUAGAGAAAGACCUUAUUCUGCUUGGCGCUACCGCUGUUGAGGAUCGGCUCCAGGAAAAAGCUGCUGACACCAUAGAAGCUCUGCAGAAGGCAGGGAUCAAAGUCUGGGUUCUUACUGGGGACAAAAUGGAGACAGCGGCAGCCACCUGCUAUGCGUGCAAACUCUUCAGGAGAAACACACAGUUGCUCGAGCUGACCACCAAGAAAAUUGAGGAACAGAGUUUACAUGACGUCCUGUUUGAGCUCAGUAAAACUGUCCUACGCUAUAGUGGCAGCUUAACCAGGGACAACCUCUCAGGACUUUCAACAGAUAUGCAAGACUACGGUUUAAUUAUUGAUGGAGCUGCGCUGUCUUUAAUAAUGAAACCCAGAGAAGAUGGAAGUUCCAGCAACUACAGAGAACUCUUCCUUGAGAUUUGCCGGAACUGCAGUGCCGUGCUCUGCUGCCGGAUGGCGCCUCUGCAGAAAGCCCAGAUUGUUAAAUUAAUCAAACUUUCAAAAGAGCACCCAAUUACGUUAGCAAUUGGUGAUGGUGCAAAUGACGUCAGCAUGAUUCUGGAAGCCCAUGUGGGCAUAGGUGUCAUUGGAAAGGAAGGUCGUCAGGCUGCAAGGAACAGUGACUAUGCAAUACCGAAAUUUAAGCAUUUAAAGAAGAUGCUACUUGUUCAUGGGCAUUUUUAUUACAUUAGGAUAUCCGAGCUUGUGCAAUACUUCUUUUAUAAGAAUGUCUGCUUCAUUUUCCCUCAGUUUUUAUACCAGUUCUUCUGUGGGUUUUCACAACAGACUCUGUACGACACCGCCUACCUGACACUGUACAACAUCAGUUUCACUUCCCUCCCGAUUCUCUUGUACAGCCUGAUGGAGCAGCACGUCAGCAUAGACACGCUCAAGAGGGACCCUUCCCUCUACAGAGAUAUCGCCAAGAACGCUCUACUCCGCUGGCGAGUGUUCAUUUACUGGACAUUCUUAGGAGUAUUUGACGCUCUGGUGUUUUUCUUUGGUGCUUACUUCAUGUUUGAAAAUACAACAGUGACCAGCAAUGGACAGAUAUUUGGAAACUGGACCUUCGGGACGCUGGUGUUCACUGUGAUGGUAUUUACUGUCACCCUAAAGCUGGCGUUAGACACACACUACUGGACUUGGAUAAACCAUUUUGUUAUCUGGGGGUCACUGCUAUUUUACAUCGUCUUUUCCCUCCUCUGGGGAGGAAUUAUCUGGCCAUUCCUCAAUUAUCAAAGGAUGUACUAUGUGUUCAUAAAGAUGUUGUCCAAUGGCCCUGCCUGGCUGACCAUCAUCCUGCUCAUCACCGUCAGCCUCCUUCCUGAUGUUCUCAAGAAAGUCCUGUGCAGGCAGCUGUGGCCCAGCGCCACAGAGAGAGUCCAGAGCAUGUGCACACGGAGUCAGGAGCACCUCUCAAAAGUCAGCUGUCUUGCCUCUCUGCACAGCCCCACCCUCUUGGCCAUGCGGCCAAGCUUCUGCUCUAAACAGAUGACAUUACCGUGCCCAGAGAGCAAGGAGUGCUCGGUCCUCCCUCCCAUAGUCGGUGUCUCAAACAACCAUCGCCAUCCCAGUUGGAGACCCUACUGCCAUGGGCCCUGUGGGGAGACACCUGGCGAACAGAUCACCACCAGUUUAAGCCUUUAAGAACCACACCUCGAGUGUGUGUGUUGUGCACAUAUGUGCUUUUCCUCUGCCCCCGAAGGAGGAGGAAGGGGCAACAGGACCUUCCUGGCAGUUGAUCGAGCACUUUGUUGUCAUUUCUUGCAAGUCUGGUAGCCUCGUGCAUUGAGUUGGACGUGCACAGGUUCUGGUGCAUUCGACUGUGCAGAGAGGCUCUGUGUCUGCGCCCUCCGUCAUCUCCGCCACAUGCAUCGCCUGAGGGGGACCUCUGCUUGGAGAUUGGCAGUCCAGCUUCAAGUGGGAGGCAGUCACACCCACCAACCGCCAUUUAAGCACAGACGUGACUCGCCCUCACCGUGGGACAGAUGGGUCAGGGCUCUGCGCUUUCUCCAGAGCCCUCUGAUAUUUCUGCUUUUGGCACAGACACACAAAUAACCAUGUAUCCAUUCCCUGUUAGAGUCGCAGACCAUGCCGUUGCUUUUGUUCAGAACCCUCCACAUACUGAAGCUGAUUUUUAGGCUUGUGCCUGAUUCAAAGUUCAUUUCUCUGAGGGAGAUGUUACCCCUGUAUGUUUUGCGGUAUCUUUGAGUGUUUUCUUGUCUCCUCUUUUCCUGUCUCCUAACUGCCUCUGUGGAGGGGGGGCGGGGAGGGGAAGAGUAUUCACAUGGGAGGAAUAGGUAGGUAAUAGUGUUCAUUUAACCUUUCCUAGUACAAGUUUUGAGAUAUUUAUCUUCACACUCCCAAGGAUAAAGCUUUUCAGUUUACUAUUGUUGGGAAAUGUUUAUUUCGUUGGUCUUAGGGGAAGGGUGGUAGUUUGGGGUAUGCAGGACAGAUAUCUGGCUGUGAUGGUCAGACCUCCUUUCAACAUCCUCAUCUAGAGGUGGCCUCUAGGGGCGGUGUUCAUCUUCCAAAAUCUAUUUCAGGCCAACAAGUGUCUAACAGCGAGAUGGCCUGUGAGUUUUAAAAAGCAAUAUCGCCAUCCCAGA
Molecule: messenger RNA, 4682 nt
Organism: Pteropus alecto (black flying fox)
Lineage: Eukaryota; Metazoa; Chordata; Mammalia; Chiroptera; Pteropodidae
Gene: ATP11A
Product: ATPase phospholipid transporting 11A
Exons: 29
Coding region: 505-3720 (1071 amino acids)
Biological process (GO): phospholipid translocation
Cellular component (GO): recycling endosome; endoplasmic reticulum; trans-Golgi network
Molecular function (GO): magnesium ion binding; ATPase-coupled intramembrane lipid carrier activity; ATP binding
Source: RefSeq, a predicted model, not a curated record